Trypanosoma rangeli is the source of this 2493-nucleotide messenger RNA. RefSeq lists its product as uncharacterized. Bases 1 to 2493 code for a protein of 830 amino acids. The record is from RefSeq and is a predicted model, not a curated record. Lineage: Eukaryota; Euglenozoa; Kinetoplastea; Trypanosomatida; Trypanosomatidae. The transcript has a single exon.
AUGCAGGGCGGCAAAGAUGUCUUGUGGGCCGUAUCGAGCGUUCAUGAAGCGACCGCUGCUUCUGCUGCAGAAAUUGUGUCAUGUCCUGUGAGGGGUAUCUCAUCCUCGUCGCUGUUGCCCACAUUUGAGGAGGUGGUGUCGCAUGGCGAUGAAGCUGGGAAGUUUAGUCCCUCUCCUUCCCGUGCAGCGCCGGUACUUCCAGCGUCUUUUGCGUCGUCUUGCUUCACCAAUCAUGACAUCAAUGCUGCUAGGACAGACGCGUCUGCGCUGCAUGACACAACAAUUCUUUCGGAUCUAAGUGACGAGAUUCAGAGGGUUGAGGCUCGUUUGGCAGCCAUUCGAGAAGAGGAGUCGUGUUUGAUACCCCAGCGAAAGGUUUCUUCGUUGUCUACUCGCGAAUGUGGCCGUUUUUGUUCUGCCUCAGAUUUCCAUGACGUGGAGUGUAUGGCCCAGCUUACUGCUUCAAGUUGUUGCUGUGUAAAUCACCUUAAUGAUACGGGAGCGGCAUCAACGGAGCCUGGUGCCCCGUUGUGCAGGAACGCAGAUCGAAGGAGUGCCGCGGCGUUUACAAACGUUUCAAAACGACAAAAAAGUCAAUUGCAUAGAAUAGCUAUUCCUCCAACUAAUGUGAAUGAUCUAACAAACACGGUAGCGGAAGGAGAGCAUCAUGACCCUCUGGCGUCUGAGCCAUCUACAACUGGAAGCUUGUGUGAGCCGUCGAUAGAGGCUGUCACAGCUCAGUUAGAGCCUAAAGGCAUCGUUUUUUCUCUUGCAACCUUUCUUCGUCCGCUUCGCGUGGUGGAUAUUGAAAUUGCCGCAGGUGUCUAUGAGAAACUAGAGGUAUUUGCAGGCGAAGACAUGGAAGAGGUGGCACGGUGCUUUAUUACUAAACAUGGUCUGGACAUGGAAAGGGCCUUCCGACCACUUUAUGCGUUUCUAAUGUCGCUAAACUUGAGUGAAGCAUGCAAACAGAACCAGGAGUCCACAACAAAACGAAGGGCUUCUUCACGAGACGGCGGCAACAACAACGUCGCUACUACUUCUAACGGUAUUAACUAUGCAUCUUCUGCCGGAAGCAUGUACGGCGUGAAGCAUGGUCACAUAGACUCUUCGAGUCAUGUGUCUGAGGCUAGGACAGACAAUGCGGCAAACGAAACAGCAGCACGUCGUCAGAGCUUGGAUCCUGUUCAGCCGCCUUCCCCCAGAGGUGUCUCCAUGGAGAAAACGUGGAAGGUGGCUGCUGCACGUGGGAUUUCACAGUUUGAGAAACGUGUGUCGGGUUGUAUGGCGAGUGAGGAAAUGUCGUCGUUUCCAAGACGAUCCCAGAUGAAGAUCGCUUAUCCGGGGAAGCAUGAACAUCAGAGGAACACAUCGGUGAACAGCUCAAAAAGUCUACAGGUCGGUAGUCAGAAGCAAGCGAUUAAGCGGAAACAAGAGCCUUGUUGUAAUAAUACUACUCCGUUGCGGCGUAACAUAGAAGGUGGCAGCGAGGCACGCAGGCUUUCAGUCAAAAAGAAUACUCCCCCUGAGGUGGGGGCGGUGGAGGUGGAGGUGGAGGUGGAGGCCAUAAAGCCCACCAGAAGACGCACAAAUAGUGCACCGAAGGUACGUCCUGUAACGGGAGGCAGCACCCUGACGGCUUCACUGCGCAAUUCAACAGAACAGCGUCGAAGUCUUAGUGUUUCAAAGGGCCGUAAAUUCACUCUUCUCGAAGAGGAGCCCAUGCCAACUUUCAAACCUUCUCUUGCACCACGAAGUAGGCAGCUGGCAGCGCAGGAUAUAGGGCGUCGCCAAGGCCCUACAUAUGCCCGUCUGCAUGCGCACACUCCGCGGUUGUCAAAAGCCCACGCUACAGCAGCAGCAGAAUGCAUUGUUAAGCCGAAAAUCCUUCCCCGCCAGAGGGAGGACUUGUCUCGAGAGCCUGUAGGGCAACGUCUGUACGAUCAGGCGCUGGAUCAGAAGCGUCGUAUGCAAGAAAAGCGGAUCAAAGAACAACAACUGAAGGCCGAAGAAGAAAAACGUUCCAUUACUCCAGGGCCAUGCAUUAACAAAAUUAGAGGACGAAAUAACCGAGGGGGGGAGUCUCUCUCAGCUACUUCUUGUAGUUUGCGAACACGUACGCCAAAUCAGCGAAACCAAAAUUUAGAUGUUUUGAAAACGCAUGAGGAAAGGGAGUUGGAAGAAUGCACCUUCUCCCCGGCUGUCAACCCCGCAUCGGUUCGUAUGUUCAAUCUGGUUGUUCGUGGUUUGGCAGUGGAUGAGGAACCAGAGGAGGGUGCACGGAACUCAGGGGUGUCUUCGCUAGGCUGUGCACCCAGUGGAGGUAGUAGAACACAAAUCAAUGAGAAUGUUUUCAAGCCAUGUUUCGUUGAGGAUCGUUUGCUACGUCAUGAACAAAUUCGUCGUAGAAGGCUUGAAGAGGAGCGAUUGUUCAGAGAAACCGUAGAUGUGGCAACAGGGCAACCGCUCUUUAGGCCAUUUCUUGGACGUUAG